Anoplopoma fimbria (sablefish) is the source of this 2327-nucleotide messenger RNA. It is a transcript of the gene git2b, whose product is annotated as G protein-coupled receptor kinase interacting ArfGAP 2b. The record is from RefSeq and is a predicted model, not a curated record. The coding region runs from base 112 to 2325 and encodes 737 amino acids. Gene Ontology annotation, biological process: regulation of ARF protein signal transduction; brain development. The transcript is spliced from 20 exons. Gene Ontology annotation, molecular function: protein binding; GTPase activator activity. NCBI's taxonomy places the organism in Eukaryota, Metazoa, Chordata, Actinopteri, Perciformes, Anoplopomatidae.
ACAAUCAACCAGGGCGGGCAACCCCGUUUGUAUCUCUGCCAAACAGUGUUGUAGCCUAUCUUUUUUUUUUAUAUUUCUCUUUCCUGGACUCAGAGGAUUUCUAACGAGGGGAUGUCAAAGCGGGUCCGAAGCAGAGAGGUCUGCGCUGAUUGCAGUGCUCCGGAGCCACGCUGGGCCUCUGUGAACAGGGGUGUGUUGAUCUGCGAUGAGUGCUGCAGCAUCCAUCGAGGUCUGGGGCGACACAGCUCUCAAGUCCGACAUCUGACUCACUCUUCAUGGCCACCCUCCCAGUUACAGAUGGUUCAGACACUGUAUGGAAAUGGAGCUAAUUCCAUUUGGGAGCACAGCCUUCUGGACCCUUCUUCUUCAGUGAGUGGGAAACGCAAAGCCAACCCCCAGGACAGAGUUCAUCCCAACAAGACAGAUUUCAUCAAAGCCAAAUAUCAGAUGUUGGUGUAUGUCCAUCGGAUGCCUUGUCGGGAGGAUGACAGUGUUACUGCAAAAGACCUCAGCAAGCAACUCCACUCCAGUGUUCGGACUGGAAACCUGGAGACCUGCCUCAGACUCUUAUCUUUGGGAGCACAGGCCAACUUCUUCCAUCCAGAGAAAGGAAACACUCCACUACACAUAGCAGCAAAAGCAGGACAAAUGCUACAAGCAGAACUGUUGGCAGUUUAUGGAGCUGAUCCCGGGGCUCUGGACUCCAGUGGAAAGACCCCUGUCGAUUAUGCAAGACAAGCUGGGCAUCAGGAUCUGGCGGAGAGGCUAGUGGAGAUACAGUAUGAACUCACUGACCGCUUAACAUUUUACCUUUGUGGAAGAAGACCAGAUCACAGAAACGGACAACACUUCAUCAUUCCACAGAUGGCAGACAGCCUGGAUUUGUCGGAGUUUGCAAAAGCUGCAAAGAAGAAGCUCCAGUCGCUAAGUAACCAUCAGUUUGAAGAACUUGCCAUGGAUGUUUACGAUGAAGUUGACAGAAGAGAAACAGAUGCAGUGUGGUUGGCCACGCAGAACCACAGCGCCCUUGUAACAGACACCACAGUUGUGCCUUUUCUGCCUGUCAAUCCAGAGUACUCGUCUACCAGAAACCAGGGUCGUCAAAAAUUGGCAAGGUUUAGUGCUCAUGAGUUUGCCACCCUGGUUAUUGAUAUUCUAACUGAUGCUAAACGACGGCAGUGGGGUAAUUCCUGCGACAGUCCCAAAGAGAGUGUGGAGCUGAUCCUUCAGGGAAUAGAAAGACGCCAUAACAGUGAAAGCCAGGACAAUGACCAGCCCGAUUACGACAGUGUGGCAUCAGAUGAAGAACCAGUGCAAGAGGCCACCUGUGGGGACAACUGCAAUGAUAGAAGGACCAAGAGCUCGGAGUCAUCCGACCUCUCUGAUGGACCGAUCACAGUGCAGGAAUUCAUGGAGGUGAAGAGUGCCCUCAAUGCAUCAGAGGCCAAAAUACAACAGCUUCUUAAAGUCAACUGUCACCUCAGUGAAGAGCUGCGUAGCAUGCAGAGCAAGCUGAACUCCCUGCAGACUGAAAACACAACACUGCGAUGGCCACCCCCCAGCGGACAACAACACCUCCAGGGGCCCCCGGGUCGACACCCACCCCGCGGAGGUCGCGCCAUGUCCAUGUAUGAGACGGGCUCUUCUCCGAGGCAGUUCCCCCACCGAGUCGAAGCGGCUCGACAAGAUGAUGGAGUCAUUUUACAACCCUUCCCCACCAAUAUUGGGAGGGGUCCUUUGGGGACGGCUGCUUCCUCCCUCCCUACCUUCCCCUCUUCCCUGUCCUGGUCCAGGGAUGAGCGAUCUCGAAGGGGCUGCAGUCUGGAAGGACAGAGUAUGAUGCUGGAGAGUGAUUACGACACAACGCCAAACCACUCUGAACUGGAGGAGACUGGCAGCCCUCUUCCAGCCUCUGAAGCCGUGGAGACGGGGGAGGAGGGGGAGGAAGAUGCCACACUGCCGUCCACAGAAGACGUCAUCUGUAAGACAGAGCAGAUCACUAAGAACAUACAGGAGCUUCUGAGAGCUGCACAGGAGACCAAACAUGAAAGCUUCCUGCCUUGUUCAGAAAAGAUCUGCAUGGCUGUGACAGAGAUGGCCGCCCUGUUUCCCAAGAGGCCGUCCUCGGAGACAGUGCGAGGGUCUCUGUGUCUGCUCACCUCGAGUGCCAGCCGUCUCCAUGGAGAAUGCCAGAAGGCCGCAGAGCACAGCCCCUGCGCGUCGGACAUCCAGCUGGUCACUCAGCAGGUCAUCCAGUGCGCCUAUGACAUUGCCAAAGCUGCCAAGCAACUUGUCACUGUGACAACCAAAGAAAACAACAACUAAAU